This is a messenger RNA of Carlito syrichta (Philippine tarsier), 2309 nucleotides long. It is a transcript of the gene TRAP1, whose product is annotated as TNF receptor associated protein 1. Gene Ontology annotation, cellular component: mitochondrial inner membrane. Gene Ontology annotation, molecular function: ATP binding; ATP hydrolysis activity; protein kinase binding. The transcript has 18 exons. Lineage: Eukaryota; Metazoa; Chordata; Mammalia; Primates; Tarsiidae. The record is from RefSeq and is a predicted model, not a curated record. The coding region runs from base 83 to 2203 and encodes 706 amino acids. Gene Ontology annotation, biological process: protein folding.
GGCCCGUCCCGCGCGGGUCCGGCCCGCUUUCCCCGCCCCGCCCCAUCCCGCGUGGUUGCGCGCGGUGCUCUGGCCGGAGGACAUGGCGCGUGAGCUGCGGGCGCUGCUGUUGUGGGGACACCGCCUGCGGCCCCUGCUACGGGCGCCGGCGGUGGCGGCCGCUCCUGGAGGAAUACCAGUUCUGUGUCCAUGGAGGACCACAGCCCAGUUCGGCAGCCCCCAGCGAAACCUGGCCUCCAGCUUCCUGGCAGGACAGCCAUACAGUACGCAGGCUGCGGAAGACCAGAGGGAGGAACCCCUGCACUCCAUCAUAAGCAGCACCGAGACUGUGCAAGGUUCUACUUCCAAACACGAGUUCCAGGCUGAGACAAAGAAGCUUUUGGACAUCGUUGCCCGUUCCUUGUACUCAGAAAAAGAGGUGUUUAUUCGGGAGCUAAUUUCCAACGCCAGCGAUGCCUUGGAAAAACUGCGUCACAAGCUGGUGUCUGAUGGCCAAGUAUUGCCAGAAAUGGAGAUUCACUUGCAGACCGACGCUGGGAAAGGCACCAUCACCAUCCAGGACACUGGAAUCGGUAUGACACAGGAAGAGCUGGUGUCCAAUCUAGGUACGAUUGCCAGAUCAGGGUCAAAGGCCUUUCUGGAAGUGCUGCAGAACCAGGGUGAGGCCAGCAGCAAGAUCAUCGGCCAGUUUGGAGUGGGCUUCUACUCGGCCUUCAUGGUGGCCGACAGAGUCGAGGUCUAUUCCUGCUCGGCGGCCCCGGGCAGCCUGGGUUACCAGUGGCUUUCAGAUGGUUCUGGAGUAUUUGAAAUCGCUGAAGCUUCAGGAGUUAGAACCGGAACGAAAAUAAUCAUCCACCUCAAAUCCGACUGUAGAGAGUUUGCCAGCGAGGCCCGGGUACGAGAUGUGGUAACAAAGUACAGUAACUUUGUCAGCUUCCCCUUGUACCUGAAUGGAAGACGGAUUAACACCUUGCAGGCCAUCUGGAUGUUGGAUCCCAAGGACAUCAGCGAGUGGCAGCAUGAGGAAUUCUACCGCUACAUCGCCCAGGCUUAUGAUAAGCCCCGCUACACUCUGCACUACAAGACAGACGCGCCACUCAACAUCCGAAGCAUCUUCUAUGUGCCGGACAUGAAACCAUCCAUGUUUGAUGUGAGCCGCGAGCUGGGCUCCAGUGUUGCACUCUACAGCCGCAAAAUCCUCAUCCAGACCAAGGCCACGGACAUUCUGCCCAAGUGGCUGCGCUUCAUCAGAGGUGUGGUGGACAGCGAGGACAUUCCCCUGAACCUCAGCCGGGAGCUCCUGCAGGAUUGCGCGCUCAUCAGGAAACUCCGGGAUGUUUUACAGCAGAGGCUGAUAAAAUUCUUCAUCGAGCAGAGUAAAAAAGAUGCUAAGAAAUAUGCAAAGUUUUUUGAAGAUUACGGCCUGUUCAUGAGGGAGGGCAUCGUGACCACCACCGAACAGGAGGUCAAGGAGGACAUAGCCAAGCUGCUGCGCUACGAGUCCUCAGCACUGCCCGCUGGGCAGCUGACCAGCCUCUUGGACUACACCAAUCGCAUGCGGCCUGGCACCCGCAACAUCUAUUAUCUGUGCGCCCCCAGCCGGCACCUAGCCGAGCACUCGCCCUACUACGAGGCCAUGAAGCAGAAAGACACAGAGGUUCUCUUUUGCUAUGAGCAGUUUGAUGAGCUGACCUUGCUGCACCUCCGUGAGUUUGACAGGAAGAAGCUAAUCUCUGUGGAGACGGACAUCGUUGUGGAUCACUACAAGGAGGAAAAGUUUGAGGACGGGGCGCCAGCUGGUGAUUGCCUAUCCGAGAAGGAGACAGAGGAGCUGAUGGCCUGGAUGAGAAACGUGCUGGGGUCACGAGUCACCAAUGUAAAGAUGACCCUCCGACUGGACACUCAUCCUGCCAUGAUCACCGUGCUGGAGAUGGGGGCGGCCCGGCACUUUCUGCGCAUGCAGCAGUUGGCCAGGACCCAGGAGGAGCGCGCCCAGCUCCUGCAGCCGACGUUGGAGAUCAACCCCAGGCACAUGCUCAUCAAGAAGCUCAGUCAGCUGAGAGAGCACGAGCCUGACCUGGCUCAGUUGCUGGUGGAUCAGAUAUAUGAGAACGCCAUGAUAGCAGCUGGGCUUGUUGAUGACCCCAGGCCGAUGGUGAGCCGCCUGAACGACCUUCUUGUCAAGGCCCUGGAGAAGCACUGAUGGUCAAGUACCCCAGGCAAGGGGAGGAAGGACAGGCACCACAGAUGAGAACCCUACCUGCUUGAGCUUUAUUUGCAUAAAUUAAAGUGUAUUAAUUUAUGUGCUA